Solanum verrucosum is the source of this 650-nucleotide messenger RNA. RefSeq lists its product as uncharacterized. Bases 29 to 646 code for a protein of 205 amino acids. The record is from RefSeq and is a predicted model, not a curated record. NCBI's taxonomy places the organism in Eukaryota, Viridiplantae, Streptophyta, Magnoliopsida, Solanales, Solanaceae. The transcript has a single exon.
UAUCAGCUUUGUUGGAGAAUUUAAAACAAUGGCUUCUUCUUCAAAUAUUCUUCAACUCCACCAUAUCCAUCUUCUUCCUUCAAUUCAUCCAAUUUCUUCCAUAAAGCAGUUCACUAUCAAAUGCACUUCCAAUUCAUUAACUGAAUCUUCUUCAGACCCAGAAUUCCUGACCCCAAAUUCAGAAACAACAAUUAGCCCAGAAAAAUUCCCAAUAGAAAAACGUCGAAAAUCCGAGAUAAUCCGUGAGAGAAAAUCAAGAACUGAGCUCAUAAAGCAAGACCCACCAAAUUUCGAAAUUGGGUGGAAGAGAACAAAGUCAAUUCCAUUAGAUAAGCCAAUUGGGUAUGUGAUAAUGGAUUUUUUGGAGAAAUUGGAAGAGUUAAUGGCUAGGGAUUUUGGGUCGACGGCGUUGUUAGCGAAAGUGGGAGAAAUAGUUGCAGAAAGAGCUAGGGAAGAAGCGGAAGUGUUGAAGGAAGAAGGGAAAGUGGAGGAGAGAAUGGUGACGGAAUUGUACAGAGUUUUGAAGCUUAUGGAAAUGGAUUUAGCUAUGGUGAGUGCUGCUGUGAAAGAAGAGACAUUGAAUGAAAGACUUGAACAAGCUAAAGCACGUUGUAGGCAAGCCAUUCUUGUUGCUAAUUCUUUUUGAGAGG